Messenger RNA from Toxoplasma gondii ME49, 477 nucleotides. RefSeq lists its product as hypothetical. The coding region runs from base 1 to 477 and encodes 158 amino acids. The record is from RefSeq and is a predicted model, not a curated record. NCBI's taxonomy places the organism in Eukaryota, Apicomplexa, Conoidasida, Eucoccidiorida, Sarcocystidae. The transcript has a single exon.
AUGUGUUUCGUAGCAUGGGUCAGAGAAAUCGAAGGUGGAGCCAUCAUUGGGCCACUUCGGUAUCAGACUGCGUGUCUCCUUGUCUUUGCCGUCUGCUGGCCACAGUUGCUGCAGAUUUCUGUCUGCUUUGGGCGACUGUCCAGUGGGUUUCCACUUUUUGUCGUGUGUACAGGGCCCCGUGUUUCAUUCAGUUUACAAGCUUUUCCUUCCCUGACGCACCUCAAGGGAGUGCACCUUCUAGGAAUGGAACGUGUCUGUCUACCCUCUUGCACGAUGAAGUGGUUGUAUGUUUGGGCUGAUUACACAGUUGUUGAGUCGUGCUUUCUGGUGACAGUGGGAGGGGAGACCAGGCCAAUUUGCCGCUCUUUGUCUGGGUUGUGGUGGGUUACAAAAAGUUUCGACUUCGCGUUUUACCCCGCUUCUUUUCUCAGCUGGCGUACGCGUGUGCUCGGACUCCACAACAUGGUGUGGCCGUAA